GAUCGGUGUUCAUAAAAGCACCCGUUAAUUGGUUGAUGCCCUUCAAGUCCCUGGCUUAAUGUUGCCGAACAAAUGGAUGCCUUUCCAGCUCCAAUCAUGACCCACUAUCGUCAAUCUAGAAUGAGCUUAAUCCCAGAUCUUCUUAUCAUCGAGCCGAGGCAUCUUUUUUCAUGUUCGAGAAAAUCGUGGAGUUGACUCGCUAGAAUACGCUCUCCGCAUCCCAAAGGGGUGACGUGCUACUCGGCCCUGUUGGCGUAUCGCAACCCCAGCAACUUCACCGCCUCAUGCUUCACCUCAACCUCACCAUUCUGUAAAGUCUCACCUCACAGUUUCACACUCAUUCCGCAGUAGUGACCGAGCGCAAAAUGAUCAACAAUGUAACAACAAUCGCCUCAAACUUCAGCGACGUUCGCUUCACCACGCUAGAGCGCGACAUCCUCCUCAAACUCCUCAUCUUCUCAUCCCGCACAACCGCCUGGCUUCUCGGCCGAAACAACGCCCCGAUAACCUCAAUCCAGCGCUGGCAGCUCUUGAUGAAACAACUAGCACUAACGGCAAAGAUUCUCCGAACCGGCAGAUUCAUCCAGCAGUUCAAUUCCGCCGCUAGAGCACUGACGCGGAAGCACCAGGACUAUUUCCUAGCAUACGUCACUGUCAUUCGACAGCUACUGAUAGCGGUAUACCUGACGUUUGAUAACGCGACUAUCUUCAAUAGCAUCGGCUUUAUCCCCUGGAAAGGUGCAAGACGGUUGGAGAUCAGGGCGUUUCGGAUAUGGUUUGCCGCAGGCGUUUGCGGGAUCAUCACCCAGAUAUACUCUCUGUACCAAUUGAACCUCCCCAAUCAAGUCCCAGAAAAGCAAUUGAUCUUGUGA
Messenger RNA from Fusarium odoratissimum NRRL 54006, 872 nucleotides. RefSeq lists its product as uncharacterized. Bases 366 to 872 code for a protein of 168 amino acids. Gene Ontology annotation, cellular component: peroxisomal membrane. The transcript has a single exon. NCBI's taxonomy places the organism in Eukaryota, Fungi, Ascomycota, Sordariomycetes, Hypocreales, Nectriaceae. The record is from RefSeq and is a predicted model, not a curated record. Gene Ontology annotation, biological process: peroxisome fission; regulation of peroxisome size.